Sphaeroforma arctica JP610 is the source of this 1836-nucleotide messenger RNA. RefSeq lists its product as hypothetical. Bases 1 to 1836 code for a protein of 611 amino acids. The transcript is spliced from 4 exons. The record is from RefSeq and is a predicted model, not a curated record. Lineage: Eukaryota; Ichthyosporea; Ichthyophonida.
AUGCAAUACCGUACUCAGAUGGCAACAUCCUACUCUACCUUUACAAAUCCACAAUGUCGGCACACGUGUCACGUGCUGGUACUUUAUGCUUCCUCAAUUGCAUCUGCCGGAUGGCUGGAAUGGCAGGAACAAGAGGCCUCCUGCUCUGAGUUGCAUACGGGCAACAGAGUGGACGGCCCUCCUGGGCCAGACAACGCGGUAGAUGAUAGUGAGCUGGGUCAGUGCAGCCUCUAUGAGACAAGCAUUUCCGCUAUGAUACCACCCCUUACGACAGAUACCCCAGACACCCGGGACAGUGUCAAACAGAGCGCAGGCAUACAAGGGAACGAGUGUCAUAUGAAAAAAGAAGACACGGGUGCACAGGGAAAGGAUUGCAGCUGGACUAUUGACAGUGGAAGUAACGAUGGGAAGACAGACAAGGGCACAAGUCCAGUCACUUGCAGCCAAACGCAAGGAGAGGCCGAUGCUAUCAAUGGUGGCUACAGAAAUCAAUUGAGCAGUAAAAGAAUUUUAACCAAGACUGAGGAUGUUGCUGAAGGUAGUACAUAUGAGGGUGGUGACAGUCGAGGUGAUCACCAAAUUGAUGAAGCAGUUGCUAAGCCCGAGACACUCAAUACAAAUUUGGGUUCAGAUUUGGAUUUGGAUUUGGAUCUGGAUUGGAACGUCGGCUUAGCCUUCGAGUCCAAACCGGGUCUGGACACGAACGUGGAUUUCAGUGAUGUGGAUCGUGUGCCAGAGCAGUCAGCAAUGCAGCAGCCUAUGGGUCAACCAUACGGACCCGUCACGUCUGAGAUCAACUCCACUACACCUAAGGUAAAGCCCGUGGAUUUCAGCCUACUAGCAUCAGAGUUGGAUUUCUCCUCGGUCAUUUCAGAGGAUACAGCCCUAGGCAUAGACCUACCAGGCAUCUUUGCAGAUGCAACGGCAUCGGAGAAUACCAAAGCGCCAUCACCCGAUGUUAGCAAUCCUUCGAAUAUCGAUGGACAUGCGCAGGUAGAUCCGAAUUCGCCAACCUCUGCCACGGACGCAAAUGAGACCAUAUCAAACCAAGCACCACUCCACACACAGCAGGAACCAAGGCCAUCCCCACCACCCACACCCACAGCAGAGUCACAAUCGCAGCCACAGGUAGAGCAGACUGUAGAGGCAAACUAUUCUUUUCCGAAAGACCCCCUUUUAUACCCUCGCUUAGGUCGCCAGUCUUACACACAAGACCAAAAGCCAUUGAUCCCGACACCACCACCCAGCGCUCAGUAUCAGACGUAUGCCCAAUCAGAUACGACUAAUCUCGAGAGUCAGACAGUGGAGAGAAAGCCGACAGCAUUGGCCAAUCAAAUCAUCACGCCUCUAGCAGCUCCUUUGCCAUCCCUCGCUGUACACACACACCCGCAAGCGUCGGCUGACCCAACGCACUCUCAGUCGAGUGAAGUCCAGCCCACCUCCGAGGAAGGUGCACCGGGAUACGCAAAGGUGCCCUCGAGUGCGACAGAUUGGAACGCCACUGCGGGUAUUGUCAAGGAAGAGUGUGGCUUAGGAACAGAGACAUGGGCGGCGGCAUCUGCCGGUAAUGUACAUACAACUGAGAAUGUUUGGGGGGUCUCUGGAACUACCGAAGGAGUUGAAGCAAAAGAGCGUAACUGCGAAAGUAGUUCACCCCUCGAAGCCGAAUAUGGGCAGCGAUUAGACAUGAGGACAAAGUGGAGCUCAGGUGCAAUGCCAUCGUCGAGCUCAUCGUGCGUUGGUGCCUCCACUGAGAUUGCCAUUGUCAAAUUGGUGCCAAUGGAUCGUACAUGGCAGAUUAGUCGGACACUGCUGCAUCCUCAGGCACGUGUUUAA